AUGCAGCAGCAACUGAGAAAUGAGUCAGCGGGCGUUGCUGCUGCAGCAGAAGGGGAGUCGAAGUGGUCUCCAGACACGCACAAGCAGCAGCAGCAGAUGCAGCAGCAGCAGCAGAUGCAGCAGCAGCUGCUUCUGCAGACAACGCCUCGCCAGCCCAACAUGCUGCUGCAGCAGCAACAGCAACAUCAACAGCAGCAGCAGCAGCAGCAGCAGCAACAGUAUCGUCAGCUACAAGAGGAACCACGUCAGCUAGACAAGCAACCAUUGCAGCAGCAGCAGCAGCAGCAGCAGCAGCAGGAAUCGCAGCAGCAGCAGCAGCAGCAGCAAGAGGGAGAAGCUGAAAUAACAGGCCCCCACAGUGCAGACCUCAGCUGCAACGAAUGGCAGCAGCAGCGCAUGCAGCAGCAGCAGCAGCGCAUGCAGCAGCAGCAGCAGCAGCAGCAGCAGCAAACCGAAAUAAGCAGUUCUGGGGACGAUCUAAAUAUGGCCUCCGAUGAAUUUGCUGCUGCAGCAAAAGCAGCAGCAGCAGCAGCAGCAACAACAGCAGCAGCAGCAGCAGCAGCAAUUACAGGCGGCACACAAACAGCUAGAAUCAGUGGAGGCUGGCAAAGCAACGAAGAGGCUGCAGCAGUGCAGCAGCAGCAGCAGCAGCAGCAGCAGCAACAGCAGCAGCUGCAGCAGCAACAGCAAGAUGACCAAUGUACGAAUGAGCAGCAAAUGCAUGCUCUCGAGCAGAGAGAGCAGCAGCUACAGCAGCAGCAACGGCAGCUGCAGCAGCAGCAACAGCAGCAGCAGCAGCAGCAGCACGAGCUGCUGCAGCAAGAGACAGAGAGCCCCGGCAGCCCAGAGGAGAUUCCGCUUGAGACAGAGCCGCAGCAGCAGCAGCAGCAGCAGCAGCAGCAACAGCAGCAGCAGCAGCAGCAGCAGCAGCAGCUAUUAAGAAGCGAGCUGCAGCAGCGGGGCCGACUACUGAUGCAGAAGCAGCUGCAGGAAGAGGAGCAGCAACACAGCAGCAGCAGCAGCAGCAGCAGCAGCAAGAGGGCUGCGAGCCACUGGCCUGCUGCUGCUGCUGCUGCUGGUGCAGCAACAGCAGCACUCUAUUGGAAUACUAUACGGGGGGGGGCCCCCCAAAGGGCCCCCUCAGUGCAGCCGAGUCUGAUGCAUACGCGUGAGGGGGUAACACCGCCUGCUGCUGCUGCUGCUGCUGCUGCUGCUGCUGCUGCAGCAGCAGCAGAUACGUACAGAGGGUAUCCAACGUUCGUGUCUCCUAGGGUCCUGCCUCCUCAAGGAAUACGUACAGAGGGUAUCCAACGUUCGUGUCUCCUAGGGUCCUGCCUCCUCAAGGAGCAGCAAAUACAGCAGCAGCAGCAGCAGCAGCAGCAACAGCAGCAGCAGCAGCAACACCAGCAGCAGUCCCAUUCCUGGCUGCUGCUGAAACAGAGAACUGCAGAGGUGUAUUUCCUGCUGCUGCAGCAGCAGCAGCAGCAGCAGAUACGUACAGAGGGUAUCCAACGUUCGUGUCUCCUAGAGUUCUGCCUCCUCAAGGCGCAGCAAAUACAGCAGCAGCAGCAGCAGCAGCAGCAACAGCAGCAGCACCGCCAGCAGCAGUCCCAUUCCUGGCUGCUGCUGAAACAGAGAACUGCAGAGGUGUAUUUCCUGCUGCUGCUGCUGCUGCUGCUCCCGCUGCAGCAGCAGCAGCAGCACCUCCUGCUCCUCCGUCUGCACAUGUUCAGCUACAGCCCAGGCUCGCCCCUGUUUGGAUGCCGCCGCAGCUGCAGCAGCAGCAGCUGCAGCAGCAGCAGCUGCAGCAGCAGCAGCUGCAGCAGCAGCAGCUGCGCUGCUCCCGCUGCAGCAGCAGCAGCAGCACCUCCUGCUCCACCGUCUGCACAUGUUCAGCUACAGCCCAGGCUCGCCCCUGUUUGGAUGCCGCAGCAGCUGCAGCAGCAGCAGCUGCAGCAGCAGCAGCAACAGCAGCAGCAACAGCAGCAGCUGCUGCUGCCUGCAAUGCGGCUCCCUGCGGUGUCUCCGCAGCUCUCUGGGCCCCUCCUCGUGUCUCCUGGGGCCCCAGAGAUGCAGCAGCAGCAGCUGCUGCUGCCUCAUCAGCAGCAGCAGCAGCAACAGCAGCAGCUGCUGCUGCCUGCAAUGCGGCUCCCUGCGGUGUCUCCGCAGCUCUCGGGGCCCCUCCUUGUGUCUCCUGGGGCCCCAGAGAUGCAGCAGCAGCAGCUGCUGCUGCCUCAUCAGCAGCAGCAGCAGCAGCAGCAGCAGCAGCAGCAGCAGUUGCUGCUGCAGAUGAUGAGGCAGGGGGGGGGCUGGGGUGUACAUACACCUCAACACCCCGUACACCGCAUGCAAUGA
Messenger RNA from Eimeria mitis, 2355 nucleotides. RefSeq lists its product as uncharacterized. The coding region runs from base 1 to 2355 and encodes 784 amino acids. The record is from RefSeq and is a predicted model, not a curated record. Lineage: Eukaryota; Apicomplexa; Conoidasida; Eucoccidiorida; Eimeriidae. The transcript has 5 exons.